AUGACCACCACCACCGCACGACCAACGCCGCCGGCGACCAACUUACUGCGGCUGUUCCUGACGCUAUCGCCGGCGAGCAGGGUGAUCGCCAAGCAGCAAGGGCAGGGCGGUGGCUGCAGGGCAACGCGGCUGGACGGCGCCGGCGCCGGCGAGUUCCAGUGCCACACCUGCGGCCGCGCGUUCGCCACGUUCCAGGCGCUGGGAGGCCACCGCACCAGCCACAAGCGCCCGCGGGUGCGCGCCGACGGCCUCGACCUCCUGUUCGGCGCGAGGCCCGGCAAGGGCGCCGCCGCCAGCGACGUCCACCGGUGCAACACGUGCGGCGUCGUGUUCUCCACCGGACAGGCGCUCGGCGGCCACAGGUCGCCGCCGGCGACCAUCAAGUUCGUCGCCUUGUCUGAUGACGGAGAGGGACCGGAAUAUGAUCAAGGACCACUUGCCUUCGUCAAAGCACUGCUGCUGCUGCUCGGCCUCCUCGAAACCUUGCUCUUGACGCUCGUCGAACGGCACACCGUCUAA
Panicum virgatum (switchgrass) is the source of this 519-nucleotide messenger RNA. RefSeq lists its product as uncharacterized. The record is from RefSeq and is a predicted model, not a curated record. NCBI's taxonomy places the organism in Eukaryota, Viridiplantae, Streptophyta, Magnoliopsida, Poales, Poaceae. Bases 1 to 519 code for a protein of 172 amino acids. The transcript is spliced from 2 exons.